Molecule: messenger RNA, 1221 nt
Organism: Cynocephalus volans (Philippine flying lemur)
Lineage: Eukaryota; Metazoa; Chordata; Mammalia; Dermoptera; Cynocephalidae
Product: beta-1,3-galactosyl-O-glycosyl-glycoprotein beta-1,6-N-acetylglucosaminyltransferase 6-like
Biological process (GO): transforming growth factor beta receptor signaling pathway
Cellular component (GO): membrane
Molecular function (GO): acetylglucosaminyltransferase activity
Source: RefSeq, a predicted model, not a curated record
AUGAAGUUUUGGAGAUGUUAUCUUUGUGUCAUUACUGUUCAAAUUAUAAUCAUAGUCAUGGUGUUGUACAAAAUGUCAGUACAUCUACCAAACAGCCGUCAAAGGCAGGAGGAAGACGGUGAAGAUCAAGCGAGGGCCCUGACCAGACUAUUCUAUUUUCCCGACACAGCUCUAGGUGGGAAGAUGGUGCAGGUGAUGCCAAGUGCAUUAUCCACAAUGUUUGGAAUAGAUCCUUGCCUUUACUGUGUGAUGGAGAACCACUAUAUCACAAUUUCCUUGUCUCUAGAAGAAGCCUCAUUCCCUUUGGCUUAUGUAAUGACCAUCACUGAAGAUUUUGAUAUGUCUGAAUGUCUCUUCCGAGCCAUUUACACACCUCAAAGUGUCUAUUGUAUUUACAUAGAUAAGGCAGCCGCAGUUCAGCUUAGAACUGAUGUGGAGGAAUUAUUGACCUGCUUCUCAAAUACUUUUAUAUCCUCGAAGUCUGAGCAUAUUACUCAUGGGGGCAUAUCCAGACUCCAGGCAGACCUGGCCUGCAUGAAAGAUCUUAUAGUAUCAGAUGUUGGGUGGAGAUACAUCAUUAACACAUGUGGUCACGAUUUCCCCCUAAAAACCUAUAGGGAGAUAGCUUGGUAUUUAAAAACCCUGAAUGGGAAAAACAUUACCCCCCAUUUAGUAUCCAUUCUGAAAUCUGCUGAAAGGAUCAGUUAUGCCCAUAAGGAGCACAGAACCAGAACACACUCUUUUGUCCAAAAAAGACGUAAAAAGAAGAGCCCACCUUCAAAUCAACUCAAAAUCCACUUUGGUUCAACUUAUGUUGCUCUUACAAGAGAAUUUGUCCAUUUUGCAAUUUUUAAUAAAAUAGCCAUUGAGUUACUCCAGUGGUCCCAAGCUACCUACAGUCCAGAGGAACAUUUCUGGAUUACACUUAACAAGAUUCCAGAAGGUGAGUCUAUUCCAGUGAAGUCUAUUCAGAAGGUGAGUCUAUUCCAGAAGGAAGAGGCAGUAUUGAAUUCUGGCUCCCACCAGAACAGAAGCAUCACUCCACGUGGCCUUGAGUUUCAGCAACAACAUCCAGUUAACAGCUUUGGUGACAACAGCUGCAGGAUCACAGCCAACAUUGCAGCUUCAAGAAGAGAUCCUGGGGCCUUCCACCUGAAACAUUGUUCUGCUCAUCAGAACAAGUGGGGACUCAGGAAUUGCUAUUUGCACUUCAAACUGUAA